GUGGGGAAGCCAACCAACCAUUCACCUAGUGUGUCGAACCCGAUCCAUUGGUAGGGUCAUGCGACGUGCGACAUCUGACUCUGGCGGGAGUAGAGCCCUGGCUCAAGAAGAUUAUAAAGGAGCCUUACAGCCUCAACUGAAUCCAUGCUCCAAUCUCCAAGUCCCCAUCAAUCCUCCGACCUUCUCUCGCAAGACGUCUUUACAAUCUACCUACCCUGACCAUCGCUGAUCUUGGUCAAGAUGGAGGGCGGGAUACCAACAACACGCCCUGCCCUGUCCGUUGCUGAGAUUCUUGCAGCGGACAAGCGCUCGGCAUUCUCCCUCUCGCCAUCCCUUGUUUAUCUGUAUGCCAUUCUGGCACCGGCCUGCCUGGUCGUUUGCGCUACCAAUGGCUACGACGGCUCGGUUCUUACCGCUCUACAGGGCGUAGCGGCAUGGAACGAACAAUUUGGGACCCCCAAGGGUGCUCUGCUGGGAUUCACCAGCGCGGCGUAUCCCCUGGGUGCCAUUUUGUCGACACCCUUCUCCGCCAUUAUAUCCGACCGCUUCGGCCGAAGAUGGUCAAUCUUGCUUGGAAGCUUCAUCAUGAUCAUCGGCGUCAUCAUCCAGUGUGUUAGCAAGUCUAUUGGGCUUUUUAUUGGCGGUCGAGUCGUCGUCGGCUUCGGCAUCACGCUCGCCUUGGCUGCGGCCCCCAUCCUGAUUUCGGAACUGGCACAUCCUCGACACCGCGCAGGCCCCGCCGUGCUCCAGAUGACCUUCGUUUGGUUUCUGGACGAGUCCCCUCGUUGGCUCUGUUACAAAUCUCGCGGCGAAGAGGCAUUCAAUAUCCUUGUGAAGCACCACAGCAAUGGCGACCGGACAGAUACUUUGGUGGUUGCCGAGUACUUCGAGAUGAAUGAAGCCCUGCAGGCUGAGCGAGAAGUCGAAUCCGCAGGGCUCAAACUUUUCCUCGCCACACCCGCAAACCGAAGGCGGCUCGCCAUUCUCAUCACCAUCGCUGUAUUUGGCCAAUGGAGCGGAAACGGCCUGGUUUCGUAUUAUCUCACCAAGAUCCUGACAAGCAUCGGAAUCACGACGCAACGAGAGCAGACGAUGCUCACAGGUACCAUCAGCACCGUCAACUAUGCUACCGCAUUGAUGGCUGCCAUUCUAGCAACGAAAAUCGGUCGUCGUAAGAUGUUUGUUGGAGGCGCCAUUGCAAUGUGGCUGACCUUUUCGGCUUUAACAGCGAGCAUUGCCGUGUACAACAACACCGGUUCAAAGGCAGCGAGUCAGUCGGCACUGGGAUUCAUCUUCAUCUACUACGCCUCGUUCAAUAUCUGCUUGAACCCCCUUCUUUUCCUCUACCCCACAGAGAUUCUGCCAUUUAGACUCCGAGCUAUGGGUUUGAGCAUCAUGGUGUUUUCGACCAAGGCAGCCUCGUUUUUCAACCAAUUCGUCAACCCCAUUGGUAUGGACAGCCUUGGUUGGAAGUAUUAUCUUGUCUAUGUCGGUUGGUUGGUAGUGGAAAUCUUUGUCUUCUACUUCCUUUAUCCCGAGACUAAAGGGUACACUCUUGAGAACAUUCAAGAGGCGUUUGGCGAGAAGCUUGAACGUCAGCGAGCCGACGUUGAGAGCAUCUACAACGAAAUGGAGAAGAAAGACUCUUCGAACUUACAGUAGUUAUAUGAAUACGA
This is a messenger RNA of Ilyonectria robusta, 1676 nucleotides long. Its product is annotated as general substrate transporter. The transcript is spliced from 2 exons. Gene Ontology annotation, biological process: carbohydrate transport; transmembrane transport. The record is from RefSeq and is a predicted model, not a curated record. Gene Ontology annotation, cellular component: membrane. Bases 241 to 1662 code for a protein of 473 amino acids. Gene Ontology annotation, molecular function: carbohydrate:proton symporter activity. Lineage: Eukaryota; Fungi; Ascomycota; Sordariomycetes; Hypocreales; Nectriaceae.